AUGGAGAUUUCAUUCAAAGGCAAAGAAGCUCUGGUCACCGGAGCAGGAAAAGGGAUUGGCAGGGCCACUGCUCUAGCUCUGGCACUUUGCGGUGCAAAUGUCACGGCGCUCUCACGCACUCAGGCUGACCUGGACAGUUUGGUGAAGGAGUGUCCAUCCAUCGUCCCUGUGUGUGUAGACCUGGCAGACUGGAAAGCCACAGAGGCGGCCCUCAAAAACGUUGGCCCGAUUGAUCUGCUCAUCAACAACGCAGCAUGUGCCAUACGCCAGCCAUUUCUUGAGGCCACACCUGACCAAUUUGACCAGUCUUUCAAUGUGAACGUGAAAGCGGUGCUGAAUGUAUCCCAGAUAGUGGCUCGUGGGAUGAUCGCAAGAGGCUAUGGGGGCUCCAUUGUAAAUGUGUCUAGUAAAGCGUCACAGCGUGCACUAAAAAACCACGCAGUGUACUGUGCCACGAAAGCAGCACUGGACAUGUUGACGAAAGCCAUGGCUCUGGAACUGGGACCACAUCAGAUACGUGUCAACAGUGUGAACCCCACUGUGGUGAUGACUGAAAUGGGCCGACAAGGUGGUUGGAGUGACCCCGAGAAAGCCAAGACUAUGACAUCUCGCAUCCCGCUGGGCCGCUUCGCAGAGGUGGACGAAGUGGUGAACAGUAUUUUGUUUCUACUGAGUGAUAAAAGCACAAUGACGAAUGGAGUAUCUCUGCCACUGGAUGGAGGUUUCCUUGCCUGGUAA
Messenger RNA from Nerophis lumbriciformis (worm pipefish), 738 nucleotides. NCBI's taxonomy places the organism in Eukaryota, Metazoa, Chordata, Actinopteri, Syngnathiformes, Syngnathidae. The record is from RefSeq and is a predicted model, not a curated record.